Molecule: messenger RNA, 2217 nt
Organism: Cicer arietinum (chickpea)
Lineage: Eukaryota; Viridiplantae; Streptophyta; Magnoliopsida; Fabales; Fabaceae
Product: myosin-binding protein 7-like
Source: RefSeq, a predicted model, not a curated record
UUGUGUGGAUUAGAUAGAGAGUUGAAUAAAGAUGGCAUUAACAAAAUGACAACAAUCAUUGGAAUGGCCAAAUAGAAAGAGAGGGCAGAGAGAGAGAGACAGAGAGAUAUAUACACAAAAAGUAAAAACAAAAGCAAUUUCCAGGGUUUACAAAUCAUUCUUCCCUCCAAACCAAACAAAUACCCGCUCCCAACAAAGCGGGUUCACCUUGAUCUACUCCAUUUUUUCAACCACACUUCUUCAAGGUUUGUUUCCAAUCGGUUGAUUGAAGGGGGAUAAGAGAAGGUGUUUGGUACGGAGGGAGGUGCAAGUCAUUUCAAACAAUAUUUAACACAUUUCAGAUUCGUCAUUACUUCUAAUUCAAAACCGUUGGGAUUUUUAUUGUUAUUUCAAAACCUUUUUACUCUUUGAAUGCAUUAUUGUAUUACAUGGAUUUGGAAUCUUCCGAUGAUCCUUUCGAUGCAAAACCUUGCAAAUGUCGCGAUUGUGAUUGUGAAUGCGGUUGCUCUGAACGCUCAAAGAAUUGGACCCGCUCGGUGAAACGGAAACACGACGAGGCGGAAAAGGCGAGGCAAUUGAACGAAAGUGAUGGCAUUGUUCGUGUUGAAAUAGGCGACGAAUGCUUGGCAUUACGACAAGCAGUUUGUAGUCAACAAAAAGCUAUUCAAGAUUUGUAUUCUGAAUUGGAAGAAGAGAGAAAUGCUGCUUCAUCUGCGGCAAACGAAACCAUGUCAAUGAUACUCAGAUUGCAGAGUGAGAAGGCUGAACUCGAAAUGGAAGCUCGGCAAUUUAAGCGUUUUGUUGAGGAGAGAACAUCUCAUGAUCAACAAGAGCUUUUAGAAUUAGAGGAUUUGUUGUAUAAACGAGAACAAGCGAUUCAUUCGCUUACAUGUGAAGUUCAAGCUUAUAAGCAUAGAUUGAUGAGUUAUGGCUUAACUGAGUUAGAGGCAGAAGGUGAUAAUGAAUUUCCUCCUUAUGAGUAUCCUCCUUUGAAAUGUAAUGUAAUGCAUGUUGUCACAGAUGAUGAUAAUGAUGAUGAUGUUGAAAAAUAUGUGUUUGGAGAAACUCCUAGGGAUCGUUUGAGAAAUUUGGAGAAUAGGAUAUCUCAAAUGGAGAGAACUCCAACUUAUAGUCAAAUGAAUGAGGAUUUUUGUGCAAAGAACAUUAUUGAGAAGGUCAUAGUAGGACAAUCUCCUAGAAGGAAUAAACAUUCCAGAAAAUUUUCAUGUGAUUCGUCUUCAUUUGGCCCUGACUUGAUGUUGGAUUCUAGUCCCAGGAUCAAUGGUAGCUUUAGGAAGAUGGAUAGCAACGGCUUAGACGAUUUCUCCAAUUUAAAGAAGAUGGAUGAUGUGUUUGAGGUUGGUGAUAAUAUGACUGACAAAGUUUACACUAUUGAUUCUGAAUUCAAAGGCAGUUAUGAUGAGUAUGUAACAACUCCAAGGGAGUUUGGAAAUCAAGGUGAAUUUGAAGAUCCUAAUGUUAAAAAGCUUUACACAAGGCUUCAAGCACUUGAGGCAGAUAGGGAAUCCAUGAGACAGGCUAUCAUUUCGAUGCGUACUGAUAAAGCACAACUUGUUUUGCUCAAGGAGAUAGCUCAACAUUUGUGCAAAGAAAUGUCAGUACAGAGAAAAGUAACUGUUAGAUCCUUUAUUGGCGGCUUCUCCUUCUUCACAAUAUUUAAGUGGGUGGCUUCAAUUGUUUUCUGGAGAAAGAGAGGUCACCAAAUCAAGUAUAUGUUUGGGCUACCAUCUAACAAUAAUGGCUUGCUAAUGCUCCUUGACAAAGGACCCGGUGUAAGGUCGUGGAGAUAUAUUUCAAGGACACAAAUGUGAGAUUAGUUUACAGGCUAGGAGCAUAUAUGGGAGCACCAAAUGAAUCUUCAUUCAUCAUCAGACUAUCUAUGAGAUUUUUGUAUCUCUUUUUUUUUUCUUCAUAUAGAUUGUUGUCGCACGAGUGAUAUUCUGUGCAGUAUUUUAUGUUGUAUGAAAUGAAUUGGAAUUUAAUAUUGUAAUUUCUUGGUUGAUUGGUGAAACAUGGAUGUGGCUUGGUAUCUGAGCAUCCUCUCUCAUAUUAUUUGUUGUAAGGUAUAUUACCUUUAGCUAGGUUGUCCUCUGAUGUACAUGACAUGUUGUAAGUGUCCUCAUUCCUUCGUACAUUAUAUUCUUUUUCUGAAGUUCACUCGUAUCAAAUGGCAAUAUCAGUUGUUGACCGAGUUGA